Astyanax mexicanus (Mexican tetra) is the source of this 5876-nucleotide messenger RNA. RefSeq names its product xin actin-binding repeat-containing protein 1. Gene Ontology annotation, cellular component: focal adhesion; stress fiber. The coding region runs from base 142 to 5517 and encodes 1791 amino acids. Gene Ontology annotation, biological process: actin filament organization; actin cytoskeleton organization. Gene Ontology annotation, molecular function: actin filament binding. NCBI's taxonomy places the organism in Eukaryota, Metazoa, Chordata, Actinopteri, Characiformes, Acestrorhamphidae. The transcript is spliced from 8 exons. The record is from RefSeq and is a predicted model, not a curated record.
GAGGUAAUAAAGCAGCAGGACUUUGUCCACAGAUUUUCUAUGGGGAGUGAGUGUGUGUGUGUGCACCUCGUGAUGCACUGUGAAUCAACUGUAUGAAGUGCUCUGAGUGGAGGAGGAAACACCUUUUUUAACUAAGCGAAAAUGGACGUAAAGAGUAACCUGAGGAGGGCCCAGUCUCUCAGAAGUGUCAGCGAUGACCAUUCUCUGUCCUGGACGGAGGCUGGACUCAGAGAGAAGAGGAAGUCUGUUUCUCAACUCGUGGCCCAAUAUCAGAACUCACAGAGUGGAAAAGCAACUAAAGCAGAUCCAGUGGAAAACAAGCAAAAGUCAACUCUGCAGAUUGCUCCCAUUCCUGUGACAGAGUCUUUGACCAAACUGGACACUCUGGUGCAGAAUAAUGAAACCAAGGAGAGUCCAAAGCUUCGGUCCAGCUUUGGCGGCCACUCAAAUCUCACUCGUAGUAAGUCUAUGGAAAUCCUUCCUCGACAAAAAAGCAUAAGCACAAGUGCUCUCAGAGAGCUCUAUGAGUCAAAGGUGGCCAAACAGACCAAGAGCAUUCAACAGCCCAUAAGCAGUCCACAACCCAAGAGCAUUCAGGAGGCCAAGAGUGCCCAACAACCGAAUAAGGUCAAUCAGCUACAUAAUAACCUACUCAAAGAGGAUGCUGGGAUUAAUCAUAAAGCUACUGAGGAGCCAAAAGUGCAAACGGAGUCAAAAGGCACUAAAAGACUACCACCUAAAGAGGAGAAUCCAAUCUCAAAGGUGGAGAAAACUCAACGUCCAGAAAGAAGAAAGACCAUAACAGGAGUUUAUACUGAAAAAAUAUCCUCUCAAGACGAUGAUAAAAGGAAAUCGGUUGCAGACUUCAGAGACUGCUUCACUCUCUACGGCCAGGACACGUCCCCUGUUUCUGUCAAAGCCAUAUCUGCUUUAUAUCUGUCUAAAGUGGCAGCUGCAGAGCCUACAGGGAGCCUUUUAAAACCAGAACAAGAUCCUGUCUCUCCAACCAAAACAAGAGUCAGCAGGAUGGCUGAGGUGGCACAAAAAGACUCUGAGCAACAUGAAAAUAUGCUGUCAAACGAUGAUUCAACUCAACCUGAUUUAGCCUAUCCCGUCUCACCACCUUGUUCCAGGGCUGAAAGCCUGUCCCCCAUUCCACCUCCCCCUUCGAAAGAAGCCAUCUCCACAAUGUACCAGCAACGUCAGAAGUAUGAGCUGAGGCGCCUCCUGAAACACACUUGUCCGGAGCUGAAAGGGCUGGUCAACGUGGUGGACGAGGAGUUGGCUGACAUACUAAACUCUAGUCUAGCCGCAGAAACUGCGUACGGGGGUGAGGUCCAGUCGAGGCGCUGGAUAUUUGAGAACGGUGCUGUCAACAAUGAGGAAUCCCUGGACACACAAACACAUUGCAUGGACAAGAGUGUUCAAGGGGGACAUGUGUUUGAACAAGCCGCAAGUACCUUGCCAGAAGAAGGGUCAGUACACAGGGCAGUACAGUCUCUUUUUGCUUCUGUUGAGACUAGCAAAGAGCAAAAAUCCCACACAGAGUUUGACCCAAUCCAACUAAAAGAAUCCGGACAACUUGAUCAAGAGGAGGACUUUAGGGUGGAUGUUAAAGCUACACGGAAAAUGUUUGAAGGCCAAUCAAACGAUGUGAACCCGGAGGACGUGAUUCCAAGGAAGCUUGUUGUGUCCGAUGAAGAAAAGGGAGCCGUCCAAAAACAAAAGAGAGACUUUGAGACUUGCCAAACAAUGUCAGACAGUGUAAAAAGAACCAAUCCACUUGACAUUACACAUAUUACAGAUGUGGAUCAGGAUUGUGAGGCAUAUCUUGGCAUAUCUAAAGCCAAAGAAAUGUUUGAAAAGGGAACACAAGAAUCCGCAAACGCCAAUGUAAACACGGUUGAAAUGGAUGAAAUUCUAAAGGCGAAUGUGAGAAACAGAGCCCAGAUAUUUGAGUCAACCCCACUAGACAGGAUCAAUUGGCAAAAUGGCUCAGAAUUGGCUAAUGUAGAAGAAAGCAUGAGCAAGACUUUAGCUUCUCUUCAUAACUUCAGUGUCAUCCAUUCCCAUGGUAUCCUAAUUGAAGCCAGUGAGGCUGCCCAUGUGAGAAAGGCAAAGUACAACUACACUGAAGAUAAAGAUCCAGAAAUUGAACAUGAAGAGACCAUUAUGAUGAGUAUGAAGAGUGUCUUGCUUCAGCAUUUGACGAGAGUGAAUCUUAAUUCACGUAUAGCCUUUCUGAAGGAGGAUGAUCAAGGCAAUGUGGACAUCAAGAGCAUAGAUGUCCCAACUUACCAACUUCCAUUCACCGUAAACCAGGACAAAGAGUACAGAACAACUGUUAUGGUUCAGGUCGUCGAAGACUUGCUUGGUCAAGAGACAAGUGUAGGAAAAGGUGUUUUAAUACAAGAAGAACAAUGUGCGAUGGGAUCAAUAGAGAUAUUGGUAUAUGUUCUGUUUAGACAUGAUGGCCAUAAUUACACAGGUCAAACAGCACAGAUUUUUCUUGGUUCUGGUGUGACCAACAAAGAGGAACCACCUUGCCAACAGUUUGAUGUGACACCACAAACAGAAAAAGAAAAUGAAGCACCGACUGAAGAGGAGAACUUCAAGGUAGACGUCAAAGCCACAAGAAAAAUGUUUGAAGGUCAGUCAAUGGACACCUUCAGAGACAUCCCAGAGGAUGUGAUUCCAGGAAGAGUUCUAUCUGGGGAUGAAAAUGAUACUCUUAUAAAAACAAAGGGUGAUGACACACCAAACAUAACAUACACCCCACCACCACCCGUCUUGGAUGAUGACCCAACUUUAUUUGCAAUUGAUGAAAAUAGGACAAGUAACGUCAAAUUGUUUCGAAGCUGCAUUGAAAAGGGAGAACUGGACUACCUCAAGAAUCUGCAGAAAAGUCAAUCAGAAGAAGACCUUACAGUCACUUCUGAGGAAAGAGAUCAAAAUGUUAUUGCACCUGGUAAUCUCAAGACAAUCCGAGCCUUGUUUGCCAAUCCUGACAAUGCUGAGUCUUCUCUGCAGACCGAUAAACCUGUUCAAAAAGAAUUUAAAGAACCAGCCAAUGUGCUGGAAAAUGGGAAUGAAACACUUCCAAGUCCUGCAGAGAUUGAAAGUUGCAUUGCUGAAAAGGAAAAUUCAGAACCUGACAGAUUACAACAUGCUCAAGAAGAUACAAAUCAUAUGCCCAGUGAAAACUCAAAGGACGAAGGGAGGGUUCAUCAGGUAGAGCUGGUUCAUGUUGCAGAAGAUGAUGAGUUGUCAAACCUUCAAGCAGCCAUUCUGAGUUUACAACAGGCCACAGAAGAGGCAAAAGCUCUUCAACAAAGUGUUUGGGAGAAGCAAAAGGACAUCCCUCCAACAAUGGAUCAAAUCAUAAGCGUAGAUUCAAACAACCAAUACCCUGCAGAAGCCACGGAAGAUCAUAUUAAGGACAUAGUAGAGUCCUCACAAAAUCCUGAAACUGAACAUGAACCUGAAGAAAAAGAGGAGGUCACAAGAGGCAGUGUGCAAGCAGCUCUUGAAUCACUGGGAAAAUCCAGUUUCAAUGUCUCAAAAGGGGAUUUUAAAACAGCAAUGAUUUAUAGGAACGCAGGAAAAACUUGCACUGUGCAGAAGAAAAUAACACAUGUGGAGACUGCUGUCAAACAGUCCACUGACAUGAUUUACAACUCAGUAGACCAAGCAUGCAUUUCCUCCCCCAUGUCUGGACAGGUGACUCCUGACGCACAGCAUGAAGGAGCUGAAACUGGUCCAUGUCAAGGACAGACUACAAAUAGAACACAAAUGGCAUGCCUCCCUCCGAAUAACCAAACCCACCCACAGGGUUCUCUACAGGCAAGCAAAAAAUCUCAUGGACCUAAGCCAGCCAUUCCACCAAAACCAGACCAUUUGAAAGGAAAUCAUGGCUCAGACAGAUUAGGCAUCCAUGGGUGCACAACCACUAACACAAGCUCUGUAGUUAAACAACAUGUAGAACAAAAUCAUGUUCAAAUAAAGACGGUCAAGCAACAGAGUGAGAGCCACAUCAUCACCAAUCAUCAUCAAAGUCCUGAAGGAAAUUAUGUAGCUCCAGAAGAAGCUCCAGAGAAGGAACAACUAGAAGAGAGCCAAAUGAACUCCCCAGCGAAUGAGGCUACUCCAGGGUUUCAAACGUCCCUGCAAAACUUUGGAGGCAAGACAGGCCGAACAACAGCACCUGUCAAACCCAAAAGAAUCAAGAUGGCGACAAGCAGCCCUGCAGAAAAUUCUACUGCAAAUGCUCUUUCAGGGGACAGCGCAAACGACUGUAACGCAAUAAACUGUAAAGCAAGUGUCGAUGAACAUGAGGACCAACCUGAGAGGAAAGUGAUAAUGAGGGAAAAGAAAGUACGGAAAGAAAGUGAACAAGAACGAAGACAGAGGCUGUCUGUGCACAUGGACGAGAUUAUGAGGGAUAACGCAAGUGCAGCAUUGGAAAUCUUUGAUCAGUUAAGAAAGCAAGAGGAGCUAAAAACAAUCCUCUCCAAAGUUGAAGAGAUUGAAGAAGAUAAAAGCCAGGAACAUGUAAGUGACCUUCAAAAGAUAUUUGAUAAUGUGCCAGAUUGGGCUGUGCCUCAGAAACAACUUAGUCCCAAAAGCAUUGUGGUGGAAAAGAACGCGGUAAGAUCCGAGACAGUCAGCGAACGUGAGAUGAUGUCAUCGAUGCAGGUGGCGUACGGCGACCUCGAAAAAGCAAGCGCUGCAAUUAUUACUUUAAAAGAGCAAACCUUGUCAAGACUUAUGGACAUCGAGGAGACCAUCAAGAAGGCUCUUUAUUCAGUCUCGACGCUGCAAAACGACUCAGACAUCGCUGGGCUCUCAGGUCUGUUUAAGGAGUCCAUGAUGGAUGUGAGUAGUUCUGCUAUCUCAGGAAAUAUACGGAAAAUAAGCAUCGGGUCAAGCAAAACCCCAAAAGCCCAGAGUGGGAAUAACCUAGACGUUCCUGCAAAGAGCAUUCCAGGAGAACCUGCAAAGCAAGCAGAGAGAUCAAAACCAGAGCUUAGUCCUCCAGCAACUAAACCAAGGUCAGGAUCUCCUUCAUCACCUUCCUUUAUUUCUAUCCAGUCUGCUGCCAGAAAGAACACAGAGCCACCAGCACCUCAAAAACCUCAACGUAGCCCCCAGAAACCAGAGACCUUCCAGUCUACCACCUCUUACAACGUGACUGCUGACUGCAGACUUUCCUGCAUUGGUAAGGGACCCUGCUGCAGCCCUGCCAAUGAAAGAAGACAGGUCAGCACCCUGCAAGUGCAAACAAUCCCAGAGAGGGAGAAAAUCGUAGGAACCAAGACCAUCCGAGAGAGAUAUGAAGAAACAUACUCCUUCGGCAACAAGUUCUACUCCUCCAAAACCUCCACCGUGAUGACCACUCAGCCUGAAACAAGCACCUGUCUCAGAAAACAAUUUAUGAGCAGUCCAGACACCGCCGAAGUCGUCACUUUUCCGAGAAUUAACAUAGCCUCUGUCAAAGGAAAUCAUGCUGAAUCCUAAGAGUAAUACUUAUUAUGUGUUAUAUUUAAACUUUUGUGCACUUGUUUUGGUUUGGUUUUAGUUUUAAGUUUAGGAAUGUGUAGUGUUCUUGUUUUUAAAGUUAGUGUAAGUUAAAAGGAAAACGUAUCAGGUAUCUUUUUGUACUUCUGUUUUGAAAUGGGUUCAACUAUGACAAGCAAUACACAUUUUUACGGUGUUCACUUUUUUAAUAUUUCUGCUGUUCAUCUAAUCCCAUUCCAAAUGAUCUUCACUUCAAGACAAUUUACAGAUGACUGAUAAGGAAGAGAUUUUUAUGUCCAUGAAUUAUUGGAAAUAUGAAAAUGAUAAUUUAAUAAAUAAUAAAUAAACUGUGUUGCAUA